This is a messenger RNA of Seriola dumerili (greater amberjack), 2396 nucleotides long. RefSeq names its product histone-lysine N-methyltransferase SETDB1-B-like (gene setdb1a). Gene Ontology annotation, cellular component: nucleus. Bases 118 to 1722 code for a protein of 534 amino acids. Gene Ontology annotation, molecular function: histone H3K9 methyltransferase activity. Gene Ontology annotation, biological process: heterochromatin organization; negative regulation of gene expression. Lineage: Eukaryota; Metazoa; Chordata; Actinopteri; Carangiformes; Carangidae. The record is from RefSeq and is a predicted model, not a curated record. The transcript has 9 exons.
CUCUCAGGCAGUGGAUGAAGCGGUCUGUAAUGGCACAGGUCCCAGUGGACAACCCGUUGUAAACGGACUGUACAUAACUUCUUUUCACUUCAAAAAUCAACAAAAUAUGCAGUGAUUAUGGAUGGGGAUGAGAUGGAGAUUAGCAAAGAGGAGCUCCAAAAGUGGAUCAGAAAGAAGGUAAAGAAGAAUGACCUGGUCUCCCCAGAUGUGCUAAAGAAAUACAGUCUGCUGCAGUCACUGCUGGAAAGGAGGGAGAAACAGGCUGCCCACCUCCUGAAGCUCUGUGAGUCUGUGGCAGCAUGUGAAGCGACUGUGAAGAAACAAUACUUGUUGCUAGGGUGGGAGUACAGAGACACAGAUUCUGAUGAUGAUGAUGAUGAUGAUGAUGAUGAUAUCAGUGGCUGUGGACGUACACCUCUAUCCCCAUCUGAGUCCGUUCUCUCCGAGUCUCAAGUCUGCCACCCUCCAGCUACUAAUGGUUGUACUCGUCUGUUACCAAAUCUGCUGGACAGUGAAACUCUGAAUAGAGAUGAUGGCAAAAAAAGUUCAUAUACUGUAAUAAAGGAAUCAGUGGUGGUCUUGACCAGACUGCCUGCAUCUAAGAUCAGAGCUCUACAUCUCACAGCAUCUCCAAAACACCAGCGUGAAGAUGAACCCUCAAACAAUUUGGAUUCUGAUGUACAGUGGGUACCAGAAGAUGACUUCCCUCCCUCAAGGUCAAAUAAGAGGAGAAAAGUAGAUCGAAUGUGGAAUGAAACACCUGCUAACAGUGGCGCAACGCCUAAAGCCAGGACAAGCUCUGAUGCUGAGAUCAAUGCAGCGAAAAAAAAAACAAAAGCACCCCAAGCUAAUAAAAAAACCAAAGACAAGAGCAAGUCAACAACAACAACAACAACAACAACAACAACAACACCAGCUGACGACAAUGUCACAGGAGCAAGCCGUGUGUGCAGACUAUCAGCUCCUUGCCAAUCCACGGACAAAGCCACCAAGACCCCUCCUAGCGUGUCACUAGGCGAGCUCCGUGUGACCAUGAGGGUCCUGGCCAGGAGGACGGCCAUGAGCUGGCAAAGUGGGAGAAUCGUGGAAAUACUAACAAAAGAAGAUGGUAGGUUGAAAUACAAGGUUCAUUUUGAAGAGAGGGGGAAGAGUCUCGUGUCUGGUCACCACAUCGCCUUUAAUUGUAUGCCAAAGGUGGAGCAUCUGUUUGUCGGUGCUCGUGUGGUGGUCAGGUCUCAAACAGACCUGUCCCAGUUCUACCCCGGUGUCCUGGCAGAGCUCCCCAGCAGGAAAAACCACUUGAGGUUCCUGGUCUUUACUGAUGAUCACACACCGGUCUAUGUCAGCUUACCUUUGUUUCACAUGGUGUCCAAACCAUUGACAGAUCCUUUGGACGAUAUUCCAGAUGGCGCCCACAAGGAUUUCAUGAAAGAGUAUUUGAAGAACUGGCCUUACCCACCCAUGAUCCAGUACAAGGUUGGACAGCUAAUUAAUGCAGAAUUUAAUGGAGUCCAGCAGAAGUGUGAGGUUCAGGUGGCCGACUGCAGCUUGAUAAAGGUUGUUUUUCAGGAAGAUCAACAUAAGGAGUGGAUCUACCGAGGCUCCACACGCUUGGAGCACAUUAUUACUAUGAGGGAGCAUUUGGAGUCAAAAAAAAAGAACUUGGAGAAGAAAAAAUCUACAGGCAAUCUCAGGCAGCCGAAAGUUAAAUUCUUACUGUAAAACAAAAUAUUCAGUUAUUUGAGUUAUUCCCAGUCUUAUUUGUCUCCUGUAUUUCUCCGUCUUGUGUCCUUCAGUAAGGUGAAGAACUUGAUUGUGACCACUUUGCAACAAAUCACCUCACAGCCUAGCAAUGUUUGUGCAGGCUCGAUUGGGAUGAUGAACUGGACUCUCAUGUGCUGCUAAUGCUUCUGCCUUGUUGGAGUAGCUGAAAACUGUCAGACACAGACAUUUUUUGUAUCAUAGUUUUUGUGUUCUUAAAUGAAAAUAAAUCGUCUAAUUUUCUACAAGCUAUUUGGCCUUGUUAACUCACAAAUGUGCUUAUGAAGGAAGCAGUAACUAUUUUAGCUGUAUGUAAACAUAAAAAGUACAAACCAUGGAAGCCAAUGUCAAAAAUUAUGUUUAAUCCAAAUCUUUACAGCUAAAUCAAAAUUAAGACAGCAAGGUGGGGAACUGCCCAGGGGUCCCCGAAAGCUGCAGGUUUGCUACUCUAUUUCUAUCCGCAUAAUUUGAUUAAUUGCAAAUUUGUAAGAAAUUUCCACCACAUAAGUUUCCAUCUUGUGGCCCCGUCUGAUGAGGGACCCUGUCUCAUAAUAUAGUUUUAAGACCUUGAAUGUGUUUGUUUAUAUUGAUCUCCUUUAUUUUAAAGUUGUAUUUUAUUAAACUGCUCUAAAUUU